AUGGAUGAACGGGGUGAGACGACCGUCCACCUCCACAUCCUCCACGCCCUCUCAGCCUCCUCCACCCUCCUUCCAGCAACACCUUCCACCACCAGCACAGCAAGCUCUUCAUCGCCCAGCAGACUCUUCCGCGCCCAGAAGGCCUCUUCCUCACCAAACAAACACCACAACACCGGCCUCUCACCACCACCAUCACCAUCACCGACAAUGCCUCCCAAGAAGCAGCAGCAGAAAGGCAAGGGGAAGAAGGAGGUCGCCGUGGCCCCGGUCGUCGUCGACCCGGCCAAGUUCCACCCGCUUCUGGUUGACAUCGUCUCCCGCAUCGUGGAGAUCGACCAGCUCGGUGCCUCCUGCGUCCCAAUGGAUGCAGACAAGAACCACUAUGAGUUCUUCUCCCCAGCCGACCGCAACAAGGCCCGCGACGCCGGCUUCCCCACCGCCCGCCUCGCCAUCACGCAGACGCUCUACCCGCACACCAAGCCGAGCGACGAGACCGCCGAGCCCCCCAAGCAGCCGCCGCCAGACGUCCGCGUCAUCUACAUCCCCGAGCGCCGCCGCGAGGCCUACAAGGACCUCGACAAGAGCACCCUGUCCCCGCGCCAGAUCGGCACCAUCGGCAUCGCUCUGCGUGCCUCCCCUUUCGUCCAGUUCCCAGCCGUCCUGUUCGCCGACGCGGUCUGCAUGGGCCACGAGGUCGUCCGCACCAUGUUCGAACCCUUCGCCCGACUGGUCCUCACCUCCGUCCCGCAUGUGCACAUCGACGCCAUGCUGCUAUACAUGAUGCUCUUCAUGUCGCCCGCGGAGAUCGGCUCCGGAGCGGAGAAACAGGGGUACGGGUUGGAGAACGAGGUGUGGGAGGGUAGGCGGGAAGAUGCGCUCAAGUCGCUCCGCGACACCUUCCACGAUACGGGAAAGACUCCGGCUCAGUUACGCGCAGAGACCCGGAAAGACCUUGUGGACAAGGCCCAGACGAUGAAGGCGUUACGGCGCUACAUUGCGGCGGUGCUUGCUGCGCCGCAUGAGGAGGUGGAGGACUCCGAAGAGGAGAAGGAGGAGUCAGCGGAGAAGAAGGAGGAUGUUGAAAUGAAGGACGUUGCCGAGUAG
This is a messenger RNA of Mytilinidion resinicola, 1104 nucleotides long. RefSeq lists its product as uncharacterized. The transcript is spliced from 3 exons. Bases 1 to 1104 code for a protein of 367 amino acids. NCBI's taxonomy places the organism in Eukaryota, Fungi, Ascomycota, Dothideomycetes, Mytilinidiales, Mytilinidiaceae. The record is from RefSeq and is a predicted model, not a curated record.